UAUCAGCGGGGCAGAGCUGUGUAAAGGAGAACAUCAACCACCUUCCCGUUAUUGGUACGAUGCCUGACAACCGGUAACCCGCCCUAAACCAGACUAAAUCACUGGCGACGCAAUGGAGGUGGCGGGCCCCUGGAAAGAGGCGUUUGAGGGCUCGGAGAGGACCGAUGGAGAGGAGACGCUUCUAGGGAGCUCCGCUCAAACCCUGGCCCCACUGGUAGCUGAACCUCCCUCCGUAAGGCGCUCCCAGCCAAUCCUGAUCUCUGCUGACAGGUUGAAAAGGAGGGAAUCUUUAUCUUCUUCUGUCCCAUCCAUACCAAAUCCCUUUCCGGAGCUGUGCAGCCCGUCCCAGUCACCAGUGCUCAUCAGUUCACUCCCACCCCCGUCGAGUGACAAACGUUUGAUAAAAGUGUACGGAGAGGACAGCCACAGCAGGUCCAUGUGGGUCUCUCCAGGAGCCACGGCCAGGGAGGUGUGCCACAUGUUGGUCCAGACAGCCCACUGUAGUGACCAGGAGAACUGGGCCCUCAUUGAACUCCAUUCCGUCCUGGGCCUGGAGAGAUGUCUGGAGGACCACGAGGUCGUACUGGAGGUUCAGGCCACCUGGUCCAUCAAGGGAGACACCAAGCUCCUGUUUCGCAAAAACUAUGCCAAAUACGAGUUCUUCAGAAAACCCAUGCUCUUCUUCCCAGAGCACAUGAUCUCUGAUAGCGCCGAUGUCACCAAGGGUUUGACAUCGUCGGAGCUCAUUCAGAACCUGCUGCGGUCUGGGACAUGUACAGAAAUCCAGGGCUUCCUACAUGUGAAGGAGCCCAGCCGCAAAGCCUGGAAGAGGGUUUACUUCUUCCUCCGACGGUCCGGCCUUUACUGCUCCACCAAGGGCUCCUCCAAGGAGCCUCGCCACUUGCAGUAUGUAGCUGAUUUGGACAACCUUAACGUGUACACGGUGGCCAACAGCCGUAAGCUCUACGGCGCCCCCGCUGACUUCACUUUCUGUGUUAAGUCCAGCGAACAUAUCCGUGCUCAGGACCUGAAGCUCCUGUGUGCUGAGAGCGAACAGACACGCACGUGUUGGACGUCCGCAUUCAGACUGUUCAAGUAUGGGAAGCAGCUCCAGUAUAACUACCAGUUAUCCAAGUCAGUCCCUCAAUGUCUGAAAGGGGCCAAUCACACAGAUACCAAAUCGGAGGCCAGCCUGGUGGCCAUGGACUUCUCUGGGAAGGCUGGAGGUCGGGUCAUCCAGAACCCCAGCGAGGCCCAGAGAGCUGAGAGGGAGGAGGGACAAGCCUGGAGGAGGAGAGAAGCACUGAGGUGCAGCCUGCCAAGCCUGAACUCUGCAGCACGGCCCUCCUCCAUCCACAGGACCCAGCCAUGGUUUCACGGCGGUGUGUCCAGAAGGGAAGCUCAGAGACUGAUAGAGGAACAGGGGCUGGUAGACGGGAUGUUCCUCAUUCGUGAGAGCCAGCAGCAUGCUCAGUGCUUUGUGCUGUCGCUGUGUUACAAGCUGAAGACCAAACAUUACCUUGUCAUCCCUUGCGAGGAAGGAGGUAGGAAGUACUAUACCAUGGAUGACGGCUUGACUCUCUUCAUAGACUUGCUGCAGCUGGUGGAGUUUCACCAAAUCAACAAGGGCAUCCUGCCUGUCUGCCUCAAACACCCCUGCAUCUGUGUAGCACUCUAG
Molecule: messenger RNA, 1678 nt
Organism: Lampris incognitus (smalleye Pacific opah)
Lineage: Eukaryota; Metazoa; Chordata; Actinopteri; Lampriformes; Lampridae
Gene: grb7
Product: growth factor receptor bound protein 7
Exons: 15
Coding region: 113-1678 (521 amino acids)
Biological process (GO): signal transduction
Source: RefSeq, a predicted model, not a curated record